Cottoperca gobio is the source of this 2294-nucleotide messenger RNA. It is a transcript of the gene fam168b, whose product is annotated as family with sequence similarity 168 member B. The record is from RefSeq and is a predicted model, not a curated record. The transcript is spliced from 7 exons. Bases 181 to 804 code for a protein of 207 amino acids. NCBI's taxonomy places the organism in Eukaryota, Metazoa, Chordata, Actinopteri, Perciformes, Bovichtidae.
AAGAAAUAUUUACAGACCACGUGACACUACACGGAAGUGACGUUGAUGCUCAAAAGAGUUCAGCAAAGCAUCUGGGAGCAAAACACCAGCAAGCGUAAAUACAUUUUACACCAGAAGGAUAAAGAAGAGGACAAACUGACGGUCAGAACAGUUAACACAUCUGUGAUUUAGGUAUCCAUAAUGAAUCCGGUUUACAACCCUGCAGCAACAGGGGUUCCCUUUACCAAUACUAAGGGUAUGGGCUACCCAGGUAAUUUCAUGUGGUCUGGAUUUCCUGUUGGCUAUGCAGCACAUGCUCCAGCAUACAAUCCCAAUAUCUAUGCAGGAGCUAACGCAGCCUUCCCCAGUGGCUAUGCUCCGGGCACUCCUUUCAAGAUGUCCUGCUCUCCCAACACUGGGACUGUCCCACCAUACUCCUCCUCACCCAACCCCUACCCUGCUGCUGUUUACCCGGUCAGGGGCACCUACCCCCAACAAAACCCCUAUGCACAGGCUCUAAUACCUUCACAACAACAAGGAACUUACUACACACAGCCGCUGUAUGCUGCUCCACCUCAUGUUAUCCAUCACACUACAGUGGUCCAGCCCAAUGGGAUGCACGCAGCCAUGUAUGCUCCGCACAUGGCUCCUCAACGCCACAACAGUGUUGCCAUGGGGAUGGUAGCCGGCACCACCAUGGCCAUGUCAGCUGGAACUUUGUUGACAACUCAAUCACCAGCGUCUGUUGCCCCCCACCAAGUCACGAUGCCCACAUACCGGCCCCCUGGGACACCCGGCUAUAGCUAUGUGCCCCCACAGUGGUGAAGAGAGGGACGCGUGAGUCAGAAGUUAAUAGAUAUGCAUUCACACUCUACGCCAGUGUUUUUUGCUAUUGGUGAAGACCUGCCCUGCCAGUGUCUGCAACCAGUUACUCUUCUUCCAGCAUAAUGUGAAUCUAAAACCCAAAUACAUAGAAAGAGGCCCAUUUGGAUAGGCGGGGGUGAAGAAUAGGCCCAUCCCCAUGACCCCUCUCAAUGGAAUAAGGCUGCAUUCCAUGUCACACCCCAGCGCCAGCACCUCUACAACCUGCUGCAUAUCUCACAUCAAACAGCAAUGCCUCCAUGCAAACUUCUUUUGUGGACCGUCAUGCAGGUUUUUAUAGCUUAAACUCUUAAGUGGUGAAAAGGGAGUUUGGAAUUGUUUGUUCUUUUUUUUUCUUUCAAUUUGGGGGAUAUAUAUGAUGUUGAAUGCAUGUGUAUACAUAGAUAUAUGAAGUAAUGCUAGCGCAAUCUACCUGCUGUGACAGAUGCAAAAUCAACAAAAGGCACACAUCCAAAGGAAAUAGAAAAAAAAAAAGUAAUAAUCUGCAAUGCUGAAUCACCAGUGACCAUGUCUUACAUGUGAAAGAAGAACAGACAAGAAAUGUUUAUUCAUGCAAAAACAUACCUGCACAAACAAGUGCAGACCAAACUGUACUAUUUUCACUGCUAUGUGUUUUGGUAAAUAAAGCUAGGUUUUUAUUAUUUCUCAGUGAUGCAGUGUAUGCAUUUCGUCUUACCAUUUUUGUAUUUUAGGAAAAGAUGGGACUUUUAGGUGUUGGAAUGGCCGUCAGUCACAAUCUCAAUCAUUCUGAGUGUUUUAUUUUCCUGCUCUGUCUAAACUUCAGGAAAAGAGUAUCAACUUUUCCAAAAGUGCGAAGCAACGUUUGUUUCCUGCUUUUUUUGGGGUGAUAUCAAUGUUAAAACUAUUCACUUAUUUUAGCCAGAAGCACUCUUGGUGAGGAACAUGUAGAGGAAGUUGUUGGAAUUAAUUUGCACCCAUUUAAGAGUUAAGAGAGUGGAUGAGUAGGAGGUCUGUGUGUGUGUGUGUGUGUGUGAGUGAGAGAGAGUGUGAGAGAAAGAAGAUUAAAAUAGAAACCAUUAAAAAUGGUGCCAUAUAUUGCAACGCGCCUAGAAUAUUCGACCUACAUCUCACAAUAAUCAAUUUGUUCUUAGGUAGGUCUGAAGCACUACAUCAUUAAAUCACUGCUAACUGUGGACAUGUUAGGAAAACAUGAUAUUGUUAAACUUCAUUUGUGAAUAGCACUCCUGAAGGCACUAAUUCAAAACGGUAAAGAUAUCUGACCUUUUACAUUGCUUGCUGUUUUACCUCAAGGUUCCAGGCUAACCCGCCAAUAUCACUGUUUCAGACAUGCUUUUCUAUGUUGCCUCGGUCACCUCAGUUAAAUAAUCUGUUUUGUAAAUGUUAUUUUUGUGAUUUUGGUUCUUGUUUUGUAUUCUAAAGAAAGACCAAAAAUAAAACAAUUAUAAGAAUAA